Ailuropoda melanoleuca (giant panda) is the source of this 4562-nucleotide messenger RNA. RefSeq lists its product as uncharacterized. Gene Ontology annotation, biological process: dephosphorylation. Lineage: Eukaryota; Metazoa; Chordata; Mammalia; Carnivora; Ursidae. The record is from RefSeq and is a predicted model, not a curated record. The coding region runs from base 497 to 2314 and encodes 605 amino acids. The transcript has 10 exons. Gene Ontology annotation, molecular function: polynucleotide 5'-phosphatase activity.
UGUCAGGGGUCAGGGGUCAGUAUGACAUUCACCUGGAUGGAAAGUGCACUCUUGCUAUUUAUGAACGGCUAAGGCAGGACGCACCGUUUACCGCGGACUCUGAGAGGUCACCAACCGCCCCGCAAGGUUCCUCACGACCGCGUCCACCGCCCGCCUAACGCUCCCUCCUCGGGGAUUGACGUCAAGGCCGUCCAGGAGCAUGCGCGAUGCGGCCCCUGAGCCGGCUGGGUCCCCAGCGAGCGAAGAGCGUGCGCCUUCGGGAAUCUUCGGUGCGCUACGUCUGUUCACCCGCUGCCUGGGCUUCUGACUGGAAUUGAGGCGUCGGAGCCUGUCACUCCCGCCGUGCCCUGGGCCUGUAACGCCUGCAGGAGCGCCGGCUCUGAUCACCUGCGGUCUGGGUGUGUGCCCCAGUGGCCGCCGCUGCCUGAGGGUUUGUUCCGGAAAAGAGCUGAGAGCGCGGUGUCCUGGCGCGUGGAAGCCCCGCACGUCUCGCGCCAUGGUGAAGAAGAACAGUAUCCCCAAUGGGUGGAGGACUGUGACGCCAAUUGGACAUCCUUUACCAGGAACACGAUUUAUUGCUUUUAAAGUUCCUUUAAAGGGAGCAGUUAAUCAGAGACUUACUCCAACCCAGAAGUUUACACCAAAAGAUUUGAUUAGUGCAAUAAAAGCACUAAAUGUGGAGCUUGGAUUAAUUAUCGAUCUAACAUACACCACAAGAUAUUAUGAAGUUAAGGAUUUACCUAAAAGUAUUCAUUAUAAAAAACUUUAUACUGUUGGACUUGAAGUCCCUGACAAUGCUACUAUUCUGCAGUUCAAAAAGUGGGUCAGAAAGUUCCUGUGGGAAAAUGCAGAAAAUGAUAAACUCAUUGGAGUUCAUUGUACCAAUGGAAUUAACAGAACAGGAUAUCUUAUAUGUAGGUACCUUAUCGAUGUUGAAGGCUGGGAUCCAGAUACAGCAAUUCAAGCUUUUGGUGAGGCCCGUGGUCAUCGAAUAGAUGGAUGUGUGUACUUAAAGGAUCUCAAAACUCGACCCAUGAGAAGUAAUCUUGGAAUGGAUGUCUGGGAUUCUGAUGAAGAUGCAAAUCCCCCAUCUAAUUCUAUGGAAGAAUCUGGAGAUUGGUCUCCAAAUGAAGACUUUCAUGGCAGGACUGGGAAAAGGGCAAGGCUUCUUAAUGACCAGCACCCUCGAAAUGAUGUACAGAUAAAGGAUUAUGAUUAUGUCGACAAUGGACCUACCCAGAGGCAUGGGGAUUUUUAUAAACACCAGUGCAAUGACAGCAUGACAGAAGAGAGACAUCUGAGAAAUUGGGAUUUGGGUAACAAAGGACCUGGACCAAGAUGUUCAUUCUUUGCUAAUCACCAGUGUUUUGGUGUCUCCCAAGAGGAGACAGAUUUUAAUAACAAGAUACAUGGAACCAGACCAAGACCAUUUCAUGAUCACCAGCCUCACAGUGACUGCCAUGAACCAGAUGCUGGAGAUGAUUUUGAUUUUGUUAGCAAAGUGGGUAGACAAAGGAGACAUUCCAUUCAGAAUCAUCAGGCCUAUAGUAACUGGUGGGAACAAUUUCCAAAAAAAGAUUUUGGUUUUAUUAACAGAAGCUGGGGACAAAAACGACGACCUUUCUAUAACCACCACGAGUACCCACUUCAUGGUGAUUUUCAGGACCAGUUACUUGUACAGAGUUGUCAUUUUUUCAAUAGAGGUGGUGGUUUUCAAAGGCAGAACCCUUUCCACCAGGACUCUUUUCAUGAUGAAAUGAACUUUGAAGCUGUGGAGCCCACUGAUGAAGUAUCAGAGCGCACACGAGGAUCUCUGCGUGACCAUUCCGGCAGUGAUCUCCCAGAGCAAAUGUCCUUUAAAAACUAUGUUAAAAGAGGUCAUGGACAAAGACUGCCACCUUUGCCAAAGUUUCAAAAACAAAUGCAGUUAAGAAAUUUUGAUAUCAACAGUGGAACAGGACCAUGGCAAAUACCUUCCUAUAACCACCCACCUAAUGAUCCACAAGAACAGAUUCUAUCGGAAGACUUGGAUUUUGAACAGGAAACAUCCUUACAAAGACCACGAUCUUUUCGGGACUCCCCACUUCCUGAUAACAUAAAUCCUGACUGGCAUUUAGAUAAACUGGUGUAUGCAGAAGAUAAUCGAAGAAUACAUUCUUCACAUGGAUUUAACUGCAGGAGACAGAGCAGACUGGCAGCAUAUUCUUCACAGGAACUUCCGUCUUCAUGUGUGUUCCAAGAAGAUGGUUCAGUUGACUAUUAUGGAGGCAGAAAUCCAAGAGAUACGGAACAGCACAAAAGGUCAUGUUUUUGAGCUACUGAUUAUAAUUAUAGUAUGCCUGUCAGUUGCGGAGCUAGAGGGAGCGCAUUACGACUUACACUAGAAAAAACUGCAAUUGCUGCUGUGUAGUUCACUUUAAAAACUGCCCACCACUUAUCUAUAUUUGCCCCCUUUGCAUUAUUACUGGGCCAAAAAUCAUUUCAAAAUAAAAUAAGUUGUAUGUCAAAAGGCAACCUAUGUUAUUAUAAAAUUAGCCAUCUACAGCUUUCAAUUUUUCAUGAGUAUAAAUAUAAGGAGACUAAAAUGUGGAAUAUAUAUAAUUAUUGCUUUUUCAGAAUGGGAAAUUUGAUUUAUUGAGGCUCUAUUUUUAGUUAUAUAUGCUAAUGAAUUGCAUUUCUGGUAGCAAACUUUAUAAAAAAUAAUUUCCUUAUGGUUUUUUUAUUCCUUUUACAAGUAAUUAUUGUGUGCAUAUAGCAAGAGAUUAUAGCUUCCACCUAGUUGGUUAAGCUACAAAAUUAUAGAGUUCAAAAACCCAUCAGAACUAAAUUUUUAAGUCAAUAACUCUUUAUCACUGGUAGUGACAGGAGAUGGAAAAAUCCAUCAUAUAUGGACUACAGGAAACAAACUGAGGGUUUCAGAGGGGAGGGGGGUUGGGGGAUGGGCUAGCCGGGUAAUGGGUAUUAAGGAGGGCAUGUAUUGCAAUGAGCACUGGGUGUUAUACGCAAACAAUGAAGCAUGGAACACUACAUCAAAAACUAAGUACCGUAUGGACUAACAUAACAUAAUAAAAAAAUAAAAUUUGAAUUCCCAUGCCAAGAAAAAAAAAAAUCUAUCAUAGACGGGAAUAAGAAAAGACCUGAACUUUAUAGCAUUUUUAAAGUUUCCAUGUAGGCCUGCAUUGUGGAUCACCUACCGGCUCUUUCCCAUGGGUUUCUGCCAGAAGCACGGGUAAUACACUGGCAGAAGAGCUGGGAGAAAUCCCUCUGAGGCACACUGGGUCUUCACUGAGUGCUAGACAGUGGCUCCCCAAAGGCAGAAGGGAAGGCAGACAGAAAUCUCCCGAGGCACAGAAAACUGACAAGAACAGAAACCCUUGAAGAAUGUUGUAUAAGAGAAAGAGGAAGCUUUGUAAAUUGCUCUUGAGCUGGCCACUGGAACAGGCCGCCAAAUGACGGAUGGCAGUCAGGCAGAUGACCACUUACCUGAGAGCCAGCGAAAGGAACUCCAUGGGAUGCUAAAGUAGUCUAGGUCUGAUACUCAAAGUGUGGACAGCAGCACCCGCGUUCCCAGGCAGCCUGUUGGAAAUGUAGAACCUCGGCCCCACCCCAGACCUACUGAAUCACCUUUUAUUCAUUAAAAUUCAUUUCUAUUUCAACAAGAUUCCUGGGUGAGUCAUAUACACAUUAAAUUUUGGUAAGCAUGACCUUUUUAAAAAAUUUUAUUUAUUUGAGAGAGAGCACAUGAGCGGGGUGGGGGGAGGAGCAGUGGGAGAGGGAGAAGCAGACUCCCCGCUGAGCAGGUGGCCCCAAUGUGGGGCUCAAUCCCAGGACCCUGAGAUCAUGGCCUGAGCCAAAGGCAGAUGCUUAACCCACUGAGCCACCCAGGGGCUCCGAUAAGCAUGACCUUUUAAGGUAUAUUCUGAUCCUUAAAAUUCUACUUAAAUAAUAUGUGUAAUCAAGUACUAUGUGGUGAGCUAUACAGAAACUAAAUGCGUGGUCCAAGAAGGAAACGUUCUAUGUAGGUAAUGCAAGGAGGUGUCAUUGAAGAACCAGGAGUUGAGCUAGUCCUGAAGAGCUGGAGGAAGAUACAGUCAUGUCAAGAGAUAAUGAAAGUAAGUAUACGGAAGCAGAAAUUGUGGUAUGGAUGAGCCUUCCUGCAGUGGAGAGGGAGAUUAAGUAGGACUAUUACCUUGGUUCCUGCUAAAACACCCCUGAGGCCAAUUUUUCAGAAAGAAAUAAGUCACUUAGCUUUCUCUGAGGAGCUUAAGCCAGACACAGAAUAGAGCAGUCUGAGGUCUAAUGCAGGCCUAGGCAAAGGGCGGCAGUAGCACAAGGAAACAGCAGUUUAUUCUGACUUGGAGAUGUGAACAAGGCUUCACUGCAGGCAUUUGAGCUGAGCUUUGAAGGUAGAGUGGGGCAAAGGUAUUCUAAGUUGAGCAAAUAACCUGAACAGUGUUGGGUGAAGAAGCAGUCUACCCUGUCUGGAGUGUGGGUGACAUCAGAGGGGUGGAGUGGGAUGUAAGCCUGGAGAGAGCUUAUAGGCACAGUUCAAAAAGCUUGAA